GCUGGAUAGAUUAUAGAGAUAUAUAAAACGACGACACGACUACACGUCAUUUUGAUUGGAUUGAAAAUGGAACGAAAAAUAUAUUUUCUGUGGCUUUUGCUGGUCACAUUCUUGACUAUAAACGACGCAGCAGAUUUUCUGUCGGAUGCGUUCAUGGAGAAGGUCCGCAGAAAGGCAAAAACAUGGAAUCUUGGCCGUAAUUUUCAUGAAUCUAUAUCAGAGAAAUAUCUACGAGGAUUAAUGGGCGUCCAUGAGGAAUCGUACAAGUAUCCUUUACCGGAUAAACAGGAGGUUCUUGGUGAAAGUGACGACGAGAUUUCCCUCGCUGAUUUACCCGUGGAUUUUGAUGCCCGCUUAAGAUGGACAAGUUGCCCAACCAUCAGCGAGAUCAGAGAGCAAGGUUCAUGCGGUUCGUGUUGGGCCAUUGCAACCACUUCUGUCAUGUCGGAUCGCCUUUGCAUUGGUUCCAAUGGAGUGAUGAACUUCCGAUUGUCGGGAUUAGAUAUGCUUUCAUGCUGUGCCAUCUGCGGUUUUGCUUGCCAGGGCGGCUACCCUGGUGCCGCUUGGGCCUAUUGGGCACGCAAAGGCUUGGUUAGUGGUGGCGACUAUGGAUCCCAACAAGGUUGCCAACCCUAUACUAUUGAACCAUGUGAUCAUAGCGGAAACGGCUCACGCCCUGUUUGUACGGUCGGUGGAGGGGUUCGUUGUCAGCAUUUGUGCGAGCCCAGCUACAAGGUGGAUUUUCAAAGAGACAAAAACUUUGCUUCAAAAGUCUAUUCGAUAAGCAAUGACGUGCUGGAAAUACAGAAAGAGAUAAUGACUAAUGGACCUGUACAAGCAAUCCUUACAGUCUAUGAGGAUUUCCUUUCAUACAAAACUGGUGUUUAUUAUCAUCUCGAAGGCGAGAAAGUCGGACCUCAUGCCGUACGCAUUUUGGGAUGGGGAGUCUGGGGUACCAAAAAGGUUCCCUACUGGCUAGUGGCAAACUCAUGGGGGAGUGAUUGGGGUGAUAAUGGAUUCUUCCACAUUUUUCGCGGCGAGAAUCAUUGUGACAUUGAGGGCUACAUUAUGGCUGGUCUGCCCAAACUAUAAACAAAUAAGCAUUCAGAUAUCUUCGCUUGCCACUUGCCAAUAUGAAACACACACACACACAAAUUAGCUAAAUUAAAUCGACUUCUGACACAUUGUCAACAAACGACAAUAUUUUGAAAAACAAAUAAAAGAUAGCAACUUAUUUGUUACACAGUGGUGGCCACAAAUUUAUGGUA
Messenger RNA from Drosophila willistoni, 1268 nucleotides. Its product is annotated as cathepsin B-like. NCBI's taxonomy places the organism in Eukaryota, Metazoa, Arthropoda, Insecta, Diptera, Drosophilidae. The coding region runs from base 67 to 1092 and encodes 341 amino acids. The record is from RefSeq and is a predicted model, not a curated record. Gene Ontology annotation, biological process: regulation of catalytic activity. Gene Ontology annotation, cellular component: lysosome. The transcript has a single exon. Gene Ontology annotation, molecular function: cysteine-type endopeptidase activity.